UGAUUGGCUGAAGUGUCGGAAGAUGUAGUAGCGUGCCAUCGUUCCAUCGGUCUUCAGUCAGCGGCAGAGUGUCGAUGAGACCGGCUUUCUGCUCUUCACCCCGGGAGGCUGGAAGCUGUUCACCAUCAAAACUCACUCUCACUCACCACCAUUCUCCUGCCCUCCGAAGCUCCGUUGCACCAUGCUGACCCGUCUGUUCCGCAUGCACGGCCUCCUGGUGGCCUCCCACCCCUGGGAGGUGAUCGUCGGCACGGUCACCCUCACCAUCUGUAUGAUGUCCAUGAACAUGUUCACUGGCAAUGACCAGAUCUGUGGCUGGAACUUUGACUGCCCCAAAACAGAGGAGCAAAUUCUGAGCAGCGAUAUCAUCAUCCUGACCAUCACACGUUGCAUUGCCAUCGUCUACAUUUACUUCCAGUUCCAGAACCUGAGACAGCUGGGAUCCAAAUAUAUUUUAGGCAUUGCCGGCCUUUUCACCAUAUUCUCCAGCUUCGUAUUCAGCACAGUGGUCAUUCACUUUCUUGAUAAAGAGCUCACAGGCCUCAAUGAGGCUUUGCCCUUCUUCCUGCUCCUCAUCGACCUCUCCAAAGCAUGCGCUCUCGCCAAGUACGCUCUAAGCUCCAGUUCUCAGGAUGAAGUGAGGGACAACAUUGCUCGCGGCAUGGCAGUACUGGGACCUACUUUCACUUUGGACGCCCUGGUGGAGUGCUUAGUGAUCGGAGUGGGAACCAUGUCAGGCGUGCGGCAGUUGGAAAUCAUGUGCUGCUUUGGUUGCAUGUCUGUCCUGGCCAACUACUUUGUGUUCAUGACUUUCUUCCCCGCCUGUGUGUCACUGGUGCUGGAGUUGUCCCGCGAGAGUCAGGAGGGCCAUCCUAUCUGGCAGCUGAGCCACUUCUCCAGAGUGAUGGAGGAGGAAGAGGACAACAAACCCAACCCUGUAACCCAGAGAGUCAAAAUGAUCAUGUCUCUGGGCCUGGUGAUGGUUCACGCCCACAGCCGCUGGAUCGCCGAGCCCUUGUCCAUCAACACCACAGUGGACAUCCCACAGGUCGGCAUGGAACUGGACCACCUCUCACCCAGGAGGAUCGAGCCAGAGAAACCACUCUGGCACUUCUACCUCACCAGGAUGAUAACCAUGGACAUAGAGCAGGUGAUCUGUCUGGCCUUGGCCCUGCUGCUGGCUAUCAAGUACAUCUUCUUUGAGCAGGUUGAGAUGGAGUCUACACUGUCACUCAAGAACCCCAUCACUAUGUCCGCCCCCGCCCUGACCCCACGACGUCCCGUUGAGACCUGCUGUAGGAAGGAGCCGUACACUCCCCGACCCCUCGCCCCCACUCAGACCGUGGCUGCCCCGGCCCCCACCAACAUGGAAGAGAGAGAUGAGGUUAUCCGGCCCCUGUCUGCCCCACCCGCUGAUCCCCAGCAAAAAAGCUUCUUUGUCGUGGGGGGGGGCGAGGAGGAGCUCAGGCCCAAGACCAAUCAGCUGAGCAUCCCCCUGACGCCCAGAGGCCUGGACGAAUGUGUGGCCAUCCUCAACAGCCCUGAUCUGGGGCCUUGUUUCCUGAGUGACGCUGAGGUGAUGCUGCUGGUCAACUCCAAACACAUCCCUGCAUACAAACUGGAGGCCAUGAUGGAGAGACCAGAGAGAGGAGUGGCCAUACGAAGGCAGAUGAUAUCUGCCAAGCUUCCCACUCCCUCUGCACUCUCCUCUCUGCCAUAUACUGACUACGACUACUCCAAGGUUAUUGGCGCCUGCUGUGAGAAUGUGAUUGGCUACAUGCCCGUACCGGUGGGCGUGGCUGGACCGCUGCAUCUGGAUGGGAAGCAGUUCCAGGUUCCCAUGGCAACCACAGAGGGCUGCUUGGUUGCCAGUACCAACCGUGGUUGUCGAGCGAUUGCUCUGGGAGGCGGAGCCAGCAGUCGUAUCCUGGCUGACAGCAUGACUCGAGGACCCGUGGUGAGGCUGCCCUCUGCCUGCCAGGCUGCUGAGGUCAAGGCCUGGCUGGAGAGUACAGACGGGUUUCAGGCCAUCAAAGAGGCCUUUGACAACACCAGCAGGUUUGCUCGGCUCCAGAAGCUGCUGGUUUGUCUGGCCGGGAGAAAUCUCUACAUCCGCUUCCAUUCCAAGACUGGUGAUGCCAUGGGGAUGAACAUGAUCUCUAAGGGCACAGAGCAGGCUCUGAGCAGACUGCAGCAGCACUUCCCAGAGCUGCAGGUGGUGGCUGUCAGCGGGAACUACUGCACCGACAAGAAACCGGCCGCCAUCAACUGGAUCGAAGGCAGGGGCAAGUCUGCCGUCUGCGAGGCCACCAUCCCCGCUAAAGUGGUCAGAGAGGUCUUGAAAACGACGACAGGAGCUCUGGUGGAGGUGAACAUCAGUAAGAACCUGGUGGGCUCAGCCAUGGCGGGUAGCAUCGGUGGAUGUAACGCACACGCAGCCAACCUGGUGGCUGCCAUCUACAUCGCCUGCGGACAGGAUCCAGCCCAGUCCGUUGGCAGCAGUAACUGUAUCACCCUAAUGGAGGCAUCAGGACCAACAGGGGAGGACCUGUACAUUAGCUGCACCAUGCCCUCUAUAGAGCUGGGCACUGUAGGAGGAGGCACCAACCUGCCCCCCCAGCAAGCCUGCCUCCAGAUGCUGGGUGUGCAGGGAGCCAGUCAGGAGUGUCCAGGGGAGAACGCCCGGCAGCUAGCCAGAGUUGUGUGUGCCACCGUGCUGGCUGGAGAGCUCUCGCUCAUGGCUGCUCUGGCUGCUGGUCACCUGGUCAAGAGUCACAUGACACACAACAGAUCCAAGGUGAACCUACAGGAGACUCCUGGAACGUGCACCAACAAAGCCUCCUGAGAGCCUGAGAGCAGCCCGGCCUCCCUCAGGGAGCCCAGGUCACUGAACGGAGCAGUAAACCCAGGGAACGAUGGACAAUUCAAAAGAGACUCAUCAUUCAUCACUGACCUCAGACGUCUUCCAAGUGCUUUCAAAGAGACACUGGAGUGUCUUCUGACCAAUCUCUAUGCUAGAUAUGAAAAGAAUCCAUACAAGCUAAUCAGACUAUUCUGUGGGAGCAUCUUCUUUUUCUGUAUGUUUGUGUUUAAUGGAGCUGGCUAGGAGACAGUUAAUUGCUGACUGCUUUUAUUUCCACAUUCAAUGCAGUCAGGUUUGGUUUGGGUUCAAAUGAAACAUUUCUACUGUCCUGUUGCCAAAUGGAGCACUGUACACAGAAGCAGUGAUGCCUGAAAGGUGAAUGUUUGUGAAUGUUGAAUGAGUGCAUGACAACAAUGCUGCUUACUACAGAUUCUGGUUGUUUGUGAAGCUAACAAGGACACAGUGUCACAAUUGUGAAGCAGUAUAGUCCUGGUUCAACCACAAGAGGACGGAAAUAUGAAGCAUGACUGACUCAUUGAAUGAAUGAACAAAUAUAUGAAAGAGUGAUUAUCUGGAUCCAAGAGGCACUUUAAGACUGCAAGAAUCUCCAGUACUUACAGCACAGAACAGGUGAGGACAAAAUCAUGAUUGUGUCCAUUAAAAUAGGAUGGAAAAGGCUCCAAGUGCCUGUACUGCUAAUAGGAGUAUGCAACACAUCAUUCCUGUUGAGAUUACUCUGUAUAAUUAACCAAAAAUAAAUGUAGAACUGCCCAUUUACUGCAGAUAUGUGUGGAAACAAACUUGCACAGACAGAAUUUGCGUGUGAGGUACUGUAGUCCAUCCGUUUAUGUCUGCUUUUACUCAAGACAAAGGCGUGUUGUCACUGUGUGCUGAUGCAGUGACAGACUUUCCAAACCAGUCUGUAUUUUAAACCGCAUUAGCAUGUAAUGUUGAUGCUUGAAAAUGUCUCUGUCAUGGUGAGACUUCCUGUUCCAGCAGAUGGCAAAUAUUUUGGAUAUAUUUUGUAAUAAAUACAAAAGGACUUUACACUGA
This is a messenger RNA of Dicentrarchus labrax (European seabass), 3916 nucleotides long. RefSeq names its product 3-hydroxy-3-methylglutaryl-CoA reductase a (gene hmgcra). The coding region runs from base 182 to 2845 and encodes 887 amino acids. Gene Ontology annotation, biological process: sterol biosynthetic process; isoprenoid biosynthetic process; coenzyme A metabolic process. The record is from RefSeq and is a predicted model, not a curated record. Gene Ontology annotation, cellular component: endoplasmic reticulum membrane; peroxisomal membrane. Gene Ontology annotation, molecular function: hydroxymethylglutaryl-CoA reductase (NADPH) activity; protein binding; NADP binding. Lineage: Eukaryota; Metazoa; Chordata; Actinopteri; Moronidae. The transcript is spliced from 20 exons.